Molecule: messenger RNA, 914 nt
Organism: Dermacentor andersoni
Lineage: Eukaryota; Metazoa; Arthropoda; Arachnida; Ixodida; Ixodidae
Source: RefSeq, a predicted model, not a curated record
UUUGUAUUUUUGCAACACUCUUGACCUGCCCCCUAUUCAUGAGUGUGCGGUGCAUUACAGCGCGUCUUUGCAGGCCUUGUUUCGAUACCCGGCUAACCCGGCCACAGUGGCGGGAGCUUACGAAGCGAUUUCUUAUCGCCAGCUGUCUGCGAUGGCGCGCCUGGUAAAGCGUAUAAAUUUAGCUCGCCGGUCUCAAAAUGCUCCUUUUGCGAAGUUUUCGUCGUCCUUGCACGUCGCUUCUUUGUCACCGUUCGGUAAGAUUUGCAGCCCGCUGCACCGCUGCGGCAGUUUUCUCGGUUUUGUCGUUUCCUUCGGCGUGCGGCCAGUGCGAAGUCUUUUUCCGUCUUCGCACGCUUCGCGCUCUUCUUUUGAAGCGCUUAGCGCUUCAUUUCAAGAUGAGCUUGCGGCAUGUGAAGAAACGAUGCUCCGUGGUACACUGCGACAGCGUGGAUAGUACCAUUGGUGUCACGCUACACCGAUUCCCGCUGGACUUUCACAGGUGCCGAGCGUGGGCGCAGUUCUGCCGCAACGUCAGCCUGGAGAAGGCGCCGUCGCAGCUACGAGAACUCAGGAUUUGCUCGAGGCACUUCGAACCAUCUGUGUAUCUGCCGUCAGGAAGGCUGCGACACGAUGCUUUGCCUACUCGAGCAAGCAUUGCCGACACCUCAAGCGAAUGCAGCAGCGACAUGGACUGUUCACAAUCUCUGAGCGAAACUUCGGCAUCAGUGCGCCGGGCUGGAGAACCAGCUGCUGUCUCCGGUGAACCUGUUUCCAAGGGGUACGUCCAGAGUCGGCCGUCCCAGUCGCUGCUACUCUUCCAAGAAGAUGCAGAUGGUGCCAGCCCUACUGGUUCUACGCUGAACCAAGCUUGUUCCCCCGCCAGUGGCUUCAUAAUGGUUCAGUGUAAGUGUUAA